ACAGGCCCACCCCACACCAUUUUCUCACACAAAUUCUAUCAUUUUCUCUGUACCCAAACAAAGAAAAAACAUAGCCUCACAGUCACCAAGAAUCAAGAUCAAUGGCGGCUUAUUCAAGCUCUGCUUUGAGAUCCAUCUCUUCCGUGAAAGCAUCUGCAGCAAGAUCACACACCUGUGGCGUUGCGCCCACCAAACCAUCACUCUUGUCUUUCAAGCUGGCCCAAAACCCAUGUCUCCUCACAAAAACUACAAGCCUUGGCAACUUCUCUGGGACGAAGAGAUCCUUCUCUUGCAAAAGCCAAGCUGCCUCGACUGAGGAUUCAAGACCCACCAAAGUUCAAGAGCUGAGUGUCUAUGAGAUCAAUGAGAGAGACCGUGGAAGCCCUGCUUAUCUUCGUCUGAGCCAGAAAUCUGUUAAUUCUCUUGGCGAUCUUGUGCCUUUUAGCAACAAACUUUACACCGGAGACCUACAGAAACGGGUAGGAAUAACAGCUGGACUAUGCGUGCUGAUCCAAAACAAACCGGAAAAGAAAGGUGACAGGUAUGAGGCCAUCUACAGCUUCUACUUUGGCGACUACGGUCACAUUGCAGUGCAGGGAUCUUAUCUGACCUAUGAGGACACGUAUCUCGCUGUGACUGGAGGGUCAGGUAUUUUUGAAGGGGUGUAUGGUCAGGUUAAGCUACAGCAGCUUGUGUUCCCUUUCAAGCUGUUCUACACCUUUUAUUUGAAGGGUCUCAAGGCGGACUUGCCUGAGGAGCUGCUUGGGAAGGCUGUCGAGCCUAGCCCCGCUGUCGAGCCGAGCCCCGCGGCUAAGGCUUGUGAGCCACACGCUGUCAUUGCUAAUUAUACUAACUAAUGAUGUAUUGGCCGUGGCUAAUAAAUUGACUUGGUUUGCUUGCUACUUUGCUA
Populus nigra (black poplar) is the source of this 910-nucleotide messenger RNA. Its product is annotated as allene oxide cyclase, chloroplastic-like. Gene Ontology annotation, molecular function: allene-oxide cyclase activity. The transcript has 3 exons. The record is from RefSeq and is a predicted model, not a curated record. Lineage: Eukaryota; Viridiplantae; Streptophyta; Magnoliopsida; Malpighiales; Salicaceae. The coding region runs from base 102 to 857 and encodes 251 amino acids. Gene Ontology annotation, biological process: jasmonic acid biosynthetic process.